Molecule: messenger RNA, 4393 nt
Organism: Propithecus coquereli (Coquerel's sifaka)
Lineage: Eukaryota; Metazoa; Chordata; Mammalia; Primates; Indriidae
Gene: CPS1
Product: carbamoyl-phosphate synthase 1, mitochondrial
Exons: 35
Biological process (GO): L-glutamine metabolic process; L-arginine biosynthetic process; 'de novo' pyrimidine nucleobase biosynthetic process
Cellular component (GO): cytoplasm; carbamoyl-phosphate synthase complex
Molecular function (GO): ATP binding; metal ion binding; carbamoyl-phosphate synthase (glutamine-hydrolyzing) activity
Source: RefSeq, a predicted model, not a curated record
GGGUUCAGGGAAGGAGGAGCUGUGGCUGAAGACAUUUAAUGGCAGAAUGAAUGGAAAUUCAAAGACCGCUGUGCAGUCAGCCUUAAACACUGACUGCACCCCUCAGCUUUCUUUUCUAUUAAUUAAGAAUCUUAUAACAAAACUCUCAUAAAAAAUAUAUAAUUUUAUUUAAUCUUAGUGACAAAUCAUCUUCAAAAUGACGAGGAUUUUGACAGCUUGCAAAGUGGUGAGGACACUGAAGACUGGUUUUGGCUUUACCAACGUGACUGCACACCAACCAUGGAAAUUUUCAAGACCUGGCAUCAGACUUCUUUCUGUGAAGGCACAGACAGCGCACAUUGUCCUGGAAGAUGGAACUAAGAUGAAAGGUUACUCCUUUGGCCACCCAUCCUCUGUUGCUGGUGAAGUGGUUUUUAAUACUGGCCUGGGAGGGUACCCUGAAGCUAUUACUGACCCUGCAUACAAGGGACAGAUCCUCACAAUGGCCAACCCUAUUAUUGGAAAUGGUGGAGCCCCUGACACUGCUGCACUGGAUGAACUGGGACUUAGAAAAUAUUUGGAGUCUGAUGGAAUCAAGGUUGCAGGUUUGCUCGUGCUGAAUUAUAGCAAAGACUACAACCACUGGCUGGCCACUAAGAGUCUAGGGCAAUGGCUACAGGAAGAAAAGGUUCCUGCAAUUUAUGGGGUGGACACAAGAAUGCUGACUAAAAUAAUUCGGGAUAAGGGAACCAUGCUUGGGAAGAUCGAAUUUGAAGGUCAGCCUGUGGAUUUUGUGGAUCCAAAUAAACAGAAUUUGAUUGCCGAGGUUUCAACCAAGGAUGUCAAGGUGUACGGCAAAGGAAACCCUACGAAAGUGGUAGCUGUUGACUGUGGGAUAAAAAACAAUGUAAUCCGCCUACUAGUAAAGAGAGGAGCUGAAGUACAUUUAGUUCCCUGGAAUCACGAUUUCACCAACAUGGAGUAUGAUGGUCUUUUGAUCGCUGGAGGACCUGGGAAUCCAGCCCUUGCACAACCACUAAUUCAGAAUGUCAAAAAGAUUUUGGAGAGUGAUCGCAAGGAGCCGUUGUUUGGAAUCAGUACAGGAAAUUUAAUAACAGGAUUGGCUGCUGGUGCCAAAUCCUACAAGAUGCCCAUGGCCAACAGAGGGCAGAACCAGCCUGUUUUGAAUAUCACAAACAGACAGGCUUUCAUUACUGCUCAGAACCAUGGCUACGCUCUGGACAAUACCCUCCCUGCUGGGUGGAAACCACUUUUUGUGAAUGUCAACGAUCAAACAAAUGAGGGGAUUAUGCAUGAGAGCAAACCCUUCUUUGCUGUGCAGUUCCACCCAGAGGUCAGCCCAGGGCCGACAGACACUGAGUACCUGUUUGAUUCCUUUUUCUCACUAAUAAAGAAAGGAAAAGGUACCACCAUUACAUCAGUUCUACCAAAGCCAGCCCUAGUUGCAUCUCGGGUAGAGGUUAUAUGGCCAUUCUUUUCUAAAGAGUCCAUAUAUUCAGAUCCUGGAUGCUUUUGUUUCUUUCAGGAAGAAAAUGUCAAAACUGUCCUGAUGAACCCAAACAUCGCAUCAGUCCAGACCAAUGAGGUGGGCUUAAAGCAAGCAGAUGUUGUCUACUUUCUUCCCAUCACCCCUCAGUUCGUCACAGAGGUUAUCAAGGCAGAACGGCCAGAUGGGUUAAUUCUAGGCAUGGGUGGCCAAACAGCUCUGAACUGUGGAGUGGAGCUAUUCAGGAGAGGUGUGCUCAAGGAAUAUGGUGUGAAAGUCCUGGGAACUUCAGUUGAAUCCAUUAUGGCCACAGAAGACAGGCAGCUGUUCUCAGACAAACUAAAUGAGAUUAAUGAAAAGAUUGCUCCAAGUUUUGCAGUGGAAACAAUAGAGGAUGCGCUGAAGGCAGCAGACACCAUUGGCUACCCAGUGAUGAUCCGUUCUGCCUAUGCACUGGGCGGGCUGGGCUCAGGCCUUUGUCCGACCAGGGAGACCUUAAUGGAUCUUAGCACAAAGGCCUUUGCUAUGACCAACCAGAUUCUGGUGGAGAAAUCAGUGACAGGUUGGAAAGAAAUAGAAUAUGAAGUGGUCCGAGAUGCUGAUGACAAUUGUGUCACUGUCUGUAAUAUGGAAAAUGUUGAUGCCAUGGGCGUUCAUACAGGUGAUUCAGUUGUUGUGGCCCCUGCCCAGACACUUUCCAAUGCGGAGUUUCAGAUGUUGAGACGCUCUUCAAUCAAUGUCGUCCGCCACUUGGGCAUUGUGGGUGAAUGCAACAUCCAGUUUGCCCUUCAUCCUACUUCAAUGGAGUACUGCAUCAUUGAAGUGAAUGCCAGACUGUCCCGAAGCUCUGCCCUGGCUUCAAAGGCCACUGGCUACCCAUUGGCAUUCAUUGCUGCCAAGAUUGCCUUAGGAAUCCCACUUCCAGAGAUCAAGAACGUUGUAUCGGGGAAGACAUCAGCCUGCUUUGAACCUAGCCUGGAUUACAUGGUCACCAAGAUUCCUCGCUGGGAUCUUGACCGUUUUCAUGGAACAUCUAGUCGAAUUGGUAGCUCUAUGAAAAGUGUAGGAGAGGUCAUGGCUAUUGGUCGCACGUUUGAGGAGAGUUUCCAGAAGGCUUUACGGAUGUGCCACCCAUCUAUAGAUGGUUUCACUCCCCGUCUCCCAAUGAACAAAGAAUGGCCGUCUAACCUAGACCUCAGAAGAGAGCUGGCUGACCCAUCUAGCACCCGCAUCUAUGCCAUCGCCAAGGCUUUGGAAGACAACAUGUCCCCUGAUGAGGUUGAGAAGCUCACAUACAUUGACAAGUGGUUUUUGUAUAAGAUGCGUGACAUUUUAAACAUGGAAAAGACACUGAAAGAGUUCAACAGUGAGUCCAUUACAGAAGAAACCCUCAAAAAGGCAAAGGAGAUCGGGUUCUCAGAUAAGCAGAUUUCAAAAUGCUUCGGGCUGACGGAGGCCCAGACAAGGGAACUGAGGUUAAAGAAGAACAUCCACCCUUGGGUUAAACAGGUAAAGGAAUUUCCCUUUUUCCCCAGAAUGUCUGUGGUGAAAUGUAGGCACCGACUCCAAAAGCCAUUCAAUAAAAAGAGGAGAGAUUUGGUUGUAAGCAAGGAAAUCUUAUACUACUCAAACAUUCAAAUUAAGGCUAAAGAUUCUGGCACAGUAGCGUGUGGUGGCUGCAUCAUAUCCGUCGGGGGCCAGAUUCCAAACAACCUGGCGGUCCCUCUGUAUAAGAAUGGUGUCAAGAUCAUGGGCACAAGUCCAUUGCAGAUCGACAGGGCUGAGGAUCGGUCCAUCUUCUCAGCUGUCUUGGAUGAGCUGAAGGUGGCUCAGGCACCGUGGAAAGCUGUUAAUACUUUGAAUGAAGCACUGGAAUUUGCAAAGUCUGUGGGCUACCCCUGCUUGUUGAGACCUUCCUAUGUUUUGAGUGGGUCUGCCAUGAAUGUGGUAUUCUCUGAGGAUGAAAUGAAAAAGUUCCUAGAGGAGGCCACUCGAGUCUCUCAGGUGAAGGAUGCUACCCGAAAGAUUGCAAAGGCUUUUGCCAUCUCUGGCCCAUUCAACGUCCAAUUUCUUGUCAAAGGAAAUGAUGUCUUGAAAUCUUUUUUUGGCCAGGUUAUCUCUCAUGCCAUCUCUGAACAUGUUGAAGAUGCAGGCGUCCACUCAGGAGAUGCCACUCUGAUGCUGCCCACACAAACCAUCAGCCAAGGAGCCAUUGAAAAGGUCAUCAUUUAUAAACAAAAGUGGAAGGGAAAAAAGCCCAUUCGAAUGUGGGAGCACCCAGUGGUGCUGACAAAAUUUAUUGAGGGGGCCCGGGAAGUAGAAAUGGAUGCUGUUGGCAAAGAUGGAAGGCUUCAGGUGAUUGAAUGCAACCUGAGAGCUUCUCGAUCCUUCCCCUUUGUUUCCAAGACUCUCGGGGUAGACUUCAUUGAUGUGGCCACCAAGGUGAUGAUUGGAGAGAACAUUGAGGAAAAAUCUCUUCCAACAUUGGAGCAUCCCAUAAUUCCUGCUGACUAUGUUGCAAUUAAGGCUCCAAUGUUUUCCUGGCCCCGGUUGAGGGAUGCUGACCCUAUUUUGAGAUGUGAAAUGGCUUCCACUGGAGAGGUGGCUUGCUUUGGUGAAGGUAUUCACACAGCCUUCCUAAAGGCGAUGCUUUCCACAGGAUUUAAGAUACCCCAGAAAGGCAUCCUGAUAGGAAUUCAGCAAUCAUUCCGUCCAAAAUUCCUUGGUGUGGCUGAACAAUUACACGAUGAAGGUUUUAAGCUCUUUGCCACGGAAGCCACAUCAGACUGGCUCAAUGCCAACAAUGUUCCUGCCACCCCAGUGGCGUGGCCAUCUCAGGAAGGACAGAAUCCCAGCCUCUCUUCCAUCAGAAAGUUGAUUAAAGAUGGCAGCAUUGACCUAGUGAUU